AUGAAUGAUAAUAAAAAUAUUUCUCAUACAUCAUUACCAACAAUAAUUAAUAUCUCAAAUGAUGAUUCACAUAUAAAUGAAACUGAUCAUUUUCUUAAUAAACCUAAUUCAUUAAAUAAUUUAUCAGAUAUAUGUAAUCUUAAUGAAAUAGAUAAAACCAAGUUACCAUUUCCAGGUUUUGUUGAAAAAUCAUUUUAUUGUCUUCGACAAACAACAUUAGUACGUUAUCAAUGUUUAAAACUUUUAACAUGGCGAUGGUUUGAACAUUUAACAAUGUUUAUUAUUUUACUUAAUUGUAUUACACUUGGUAUGUAUCAACCAUGUGCACAUUCUACCGGUAUCGAUUUAUCAAAAAAAUGUGAUACAGCACGUUGUAUAUCAUUACAAGCAAUAGAAUAUUUUAUUUUUGCAUAUUUUAUAAUUGAAAUGUCUAUUAAAAUGGUUGCAAUGGGAAUAUUUGGUAAAGGAACUUAUCUAGCUGAAUCAUGGAAUCAACUUGAUUGUUUUAUUGUUCUUACUGGAUUAGUAGAAUUGUUAAUACCAGGUGAUAGUUUAAGUUUAUCAGCGAUACGUACAGUUCGAGUACUUCGUCCAUUACGUGCUAUUAAUCGUAUACCAUCAAUGCGUAUUCUUGUAAUGCUUCUACUUGAUACAUUACCUAUGCUUGGCAAUGUACUUUUUCUUUGCUUUUUUGUAUUUUUUAUUUUUGGUAUUAUUGGUGUACAAUUAUGGAACGGAUUAUUACGUAAUCGUUGUUUUUUUCAAUCAAAUACUACAGAUACAAAUAAUUUUAUAUUAUUCAAUCAUUUCUCUUUUCAACCUUUUUACGUUCCUUCGAAUCAAGAUUCAUACGUUUGUUCUCUACCAUCAUCAAAUGGAAUGGGAAAAUGUUCAGAAAUUCCAAAAUUACAUCAAAAUAAUAUAACAUGUGAACUAGAUUUUUAUUCAUCAAAUUCAUCAUUAAUAAAUAAAACAAUCAAUAGUUGUAUUAAUUGGAAUCAGUAUUAUCGAGUAUGUGCUACUUCAAAUGAAAAUCCAUAUUCUGGAGUAAUUAGCUUCGAUAAUAUUGCUUUAGCAUGGAUUGCUAUCUUUCAAAUAAUUACAUUAGAAAAUUGGGUUAGUAUAAUGUAUUAUAUACAAGAUGCUCAUUCAUUUUAUGCUUGGAUUUAUUUUGUAUGUCUGAUUGUUAUUGGUACAUUUUUUAUGAUGAAUCUUUGUCUUGUUGCUAUUUCUGCACAAUUUAGUGAAACAAAAAAACGUGAAACAGGACGAAUGUUAGCUGAACAAAAACGUUUUUCACUUUCAACAACAAUGUUAACUAAUGAUCAACAAAAUUCUUGUUGGAAAAAUAUAAUAGAAAUUUUGCAACAAUUAUUUAAAUAUACAUAUAAACGAUUUAGAAUAGUCUGGAAAAAUAAUCAAGAUGAUGAAAAACAUCGACGAAAAGUAACAAUAACAAAAGAUAUAUUAGCAUCGAAUGAGAAUAUUAUCGCAUCAACUUCGUUAAUUAAUCGAAAACAUCAACCAAAUUGUCCAUUUUAUCAAUCAAUACCAAUGACAUUAUCAAAAUCGAUUGAUAGUGGUACUGAUACAUGUGAUAUUAAUCUUGAUAUAAUUACUUCAACAACAAAUGAUAAUUUACUUAUUGAAGAAAAUCGACAAAAAAAUCAAAAUCUCGAAUGUGAACAACAAGAAAGUAAUGAUAGAUGUAAUUGUUAUUAUGAAAAUAAUAUUACUGAUACAACAUUCGAUGAUCAACAAUCAAAAUUUUGUCGAAAAUGUAAAACUUAUUGCUGUUGUAAAUAUUUUCAAAUUAUUCAAAAAUUAAUUUCGCAUUGUGUUAAUCAUAACUAUUUUGAUCGUAUGAUAUUCUUAGCUAUUAUUAUAAAUACACUUUCAAUGGCUAUUGAACAUCAUAAACAACCACAAAUAUUUACGAUUGUUUUAGAAUAUAGUAAUUUAAUAUUUACAAUAUUAUUUACAAUUGAAAUGUUAUUAAAAAUAAUUGCUCAAGGUUUUUGUAAAUAUAUUCAAGAUCCAUUUAAUGCAUUUGACGGUGGAAUUGUUCUUAUUAGUCUUAUUGAAUUAUAUGGAACGAAACAUAGUGGAUUAUCUGUUUUACGUACAUUUAGAUUAUUACGUGUACUUAAACUUGUAAGAUUUAUGCCAAUAUUAAGACGACAAUUAGUUGUAAUGCUUAAAACAUUGGAUAAUGUGGCGACAUUUUUCUUAUUAUUAAUUCUCUUCAUAUUCAUCUUCAGUGUUCUUGGUAUGCAUUUAUUUGGUGGUGAAUUUUGUACACUUGAAGCAUUUAAUAAAACAUCUCAUGAACAAUUCAAUAUGAAAUGUCGUUGUUGUACAUGUUCGGAAUGGAAUUUAUUGAUAAAUUCUACUGAUUUAAAAGAUUUAACAUGUAUUCAAGAAAGAGCAAAUUUUGAUUCACUUCGUUCAGCAUUAAUAACUGUAUUUCAGAUAUUAACACAAGAAGAUUGGAAUGAAGUACUUUAUAAUGGAAUGAAAAAGACAACACGAUGGUCGGUAUUAUAUUUUAUUGCACUUAUGAUAUUUGGUAAUUAUAUAUUAAUCAAUUUACUUAUUGCGAUUGUUGUUGAAGGUUUUUCUGACGAAAAAGAUAAUAGUACAAAAAUAAGUAGUACUGAAACAUUGAAUAAAUCAAAUAAUGCGUUUACAACACAUGCAAUUCUGACAGGUAAUAUUCAAUCGUCUGAGAAUAUCAAUGAAUUAACAAAUACUACAUCUGAUAAUGAUCGACAACAAAAUAUAUCAGCAGAUAUUUUACGUCGUACAAAGUCUGAUGAAUUAUUUUCAUUAACAAAGAAUUUGAAUGAACAAGAAUCGAAUAUAAGUUUAAAUUCACAUUUUAAACGUCGAUCAACAAUCGAUAAUUCAUUAUAUUAUUCGACGAAUAAUAAUCGAACAGCAAGGGAACAAGAAAAUAAUCAAAAUGAUAUGGAAUUAAAUGUAUCAAUGCAAGAUAAUACACAAAUAGAAUUAAAAGUCACUCAAUCAUGUUUGAAUCGUUUUUAUGAACAACGAAUACUUAAAUAUUUAAAGAAACGAGAAAAUUAUUCAUUGUAUCUAUUUUCUCCUUCAAAUAGAUUACGUGAAAGAUGUCAACGAUUAAUUAAACAAAAAACAUUUGAUUAUUUUAUUCUUUUUCUUAUUACUAUUAAUUGUAUAACACUUGCUAUGGAACGUCCAUCAAUUUCUCCUACAAGCUAUGAACGAAAAUUUUUGAACUAUAGUAAUUAUAUAUUUGCAAUAAUUUUUAUUGUUGAAAUGAUGAUUAAAGUAAUUGCAAGUGGACUUAUUGUUGGACGAGAUACAUAUUUACAUACAGGAUGGAAUGUUAUAGAUGGACUUCUUGUAAUUACUUCAAUUGUUGAUUUCACUGUAAUGAAUAGAGGUAGUAUGACGUCAUCAACAGAAAUGGAUACAACAUCGAAUAUUCUAGGGAUGUUGAGAGUUUUUCGUUUAUUACGAACAUUACGACCACUCAGAGUUAUCAAUCGUGCACCUGGUCUUAAACUUGUCGUUCAAACUUUACUUUCAUCAUUGAAACCCAUCGGUCAUAUUGUUAUUAUUUGUUGUGUAUUCUUUGUUAUUUUUGGUAUUCUCGGCGUUCAGCUUUUCAAAGGUAAAUUCUACUAUUGUGAAGGACCUCUUGCUCACAAUGUAAUAACAAAAGAAGAAUGUGAAGCUAUGCCUGAUCAUCAAUGGCAAAAUCAACAAUAUAAUUUUGAUAAUUUAGGCCAAGCUUUAUUAACAUUAUUUGUAUUAUCAUCAAAAGAUGGUUGGGUACAAAUAAUGUAUAAUGGUAUUGAUGCUGUUGAUGUUGAUAAACAACCAAUAAAAAAUUAUAGUGAAGCUAAAUUAAUUUAUUUCCUAUCAUUUAUUUUAAUUGUAAGUUUUUUUGUUCUUAACAUGUUUGUUGGUGUUGUUGUUAAAAAUUUUCAUAAUUGUCGAGCUCAACAAGAAAUUGAAGAAGAUGCUCGAAAUAAAUUAAAACGUGAAAAAAAACUUGAACAUCAACAACAUCUUAAAGAUGAUUUACCAUAUUAUGCAAAUUUUUCAACAGUUCGCAAAAAUUUACAUGAUUUAUUUAUUAACAAAUAUUUUGAUUUAUUUAUUGCUAUUAUUAUUAUUCUUAAUAUUAUUACAAUGUCACUUGAGUAUUAUUCGAUGCCACCAGCAUUGGCGGAAUUUCUUGAAUGUUGUAAUUAUAUUUUUACAGUUAUUUUUUUAAUUGAAUUUCUAUGGAAAAUAAUCGCAUUUGGACCAUCACGUUAUUUUAAAGAUAAAUGGAAUCAAUUAGAUUUCUUUAUUGUAAUUUUAUCAAUAGGUAGUAUUGUAAUGGAAAAAAUGAAAAAUAAACAUAUUAUUCCAAUAAAUCCAACAUUAAUUCGUAUUAUGAGAGUAUUAAGAAUUACACGAAUACUUAAAUUAUUAAAAAUUGCCAAAGGUAUUCAAGCUCUAUUAGAUACUAUUAUUGAAACUCUUCCACAAAUUGGAAAUUUAGGUUUUUUAUUUUUUCUUCUUUUUUUUAUUUUUGCUACACUUGGAGUUGAAUUAUUUGGUAGAUUAGAAUGUAAUGAAGAACAAUUAUGUAGUGCUAUUGAUAAACAUGCAAAUUUUCAAAAUUUUGGCAUGGCUCUAUUAACAUUAUUUCGUAUUGCAACAGGUGAUAAUUGGAAUAGUAUUAUGAAAGAUACUCUACGUCAAGAUGAUUUAUCUUAUACUAAUAAAUAUAAUUUUGUAACAAUUAUUUCACCGAUUUAUUUUGUUAUUUUUAUUCUUAUGGCUCAAUUUGUUCUUCUCAAUGUUGUUGUUGCUGUACUUAUGAAAAAACUUGAAGAUUCAAAUCGAAUAAUUCAUGAUAAUAUUCGAAUCAAUCAAAAUUCUAUUGAACAAUCAUUAGUUAAUAUAAAUACACUCGAUAGUAAAGAUAAACGAACAUUAACAAAUUUAUAA
This is a messenger RNA of Adineta steineri, 4992 nucleotides long. The record is from the annotation of a GenBank genome assembly. NCBI's taxonomy places the organism in Eukaryota, Metazoa, Rotifera, Eurotatoria, Adinetida, Adinetidae.